AUGCGAUCAUUCCAUAUAAUUACAGCCUUGGCAACCCUUUUCUUCAUAUCACCCGCCCUAUCCCAGCAAUGCAACGGCCAUAGCGAACUCUGCUCGAGACCAUAUCAUCAAAUCGCAUUCGCCGGCACUCACAAUUCUUAUUCGGCUGUUAAAGGCAAUCCCGCAGCGAAUCAAAACUUUCCAAUCAGCACUCAGCUCAACGAUGGUAUCCGUUCAUUCAUGCUUGAUGGACAUAAGCCACCGGUCGGCUCUGGCGUUCAGUUAUGCCAUACCUCGUGUCUUUUAGAGAAUGCGGGUAACGCCGUAACCGUGUUAAAAACAAUCGCUGAUUUUCUGGGAGCGAACCCCAAUGAAGUGAUAACAAUUAUUUGGGAGAAUGCAGGAAAUCUAGAUGCUAACACAUAUAAUACGGCCUACCAGCAGGCAGGAUUGGAUAAAUUUGCAUAUACACAACCAACAGGGCAGCAACAAUGGCCCAGUCUUUCCGAAUUAAUUAGCAAGGGGAAGACAUUGAUUAAUUUCAUCGAUACUGGAGCUUCGCCCAGUGUGCCAUGGCUUCACGACGAGUUUACUUACGUGAUCGAUACGCCCUUCACUACCACGGACCCGAACGCUUGGAAGUGUGUCGUUGACCGUCCACAAGGUGGCUCGCCCGCUAAUAUUGGUCUGUAUAACAUCAACCACUUCCUCUACGGCGCGUUGGGCAAUUCGAAUGUCGAAAUUCCUCAACCAGGAUCCGCAAGCUCGACCAACGGACCCAAUCUCGAACAGCAUGCACAGCAAUGUACAAAGGCGUUCGGACGGAUUCCCAACUAUGUAUCGGUUGAUUUCUACGAUCAGGGCAGUCAAGGUGUUAACAUCAUUUCAGUCGUAGCGGAAUUGAAUAAUGUAACAUAUACGCCCAAGCCGUUGGCUCUUGUGAUGGUUGGAUUGUUGUAG
Molecule: messenger RNA, 939 nt
Organism: Paraglomus brasilianum
Lineage: Eukaryota; Fungi; Glomeromycota; Glomeromycetes; Paraglomerales; Paraglomeraceae
Source: the annotation of a GenBank genome assembly